Messenger RNA from Pantherophis guttatus, 806 nucleotides. NCBI's taxonomy places the organism in Eukaryota, Metazoa, Chordata, Lepidosauria, Squamata, Colubridae. The record is from RefSeq and is a predicted model, not a curated record.
AUGACAUCAGCAAUUAUUGUGGGCCCAACUGGCAAAGGAAAGCUCAAGACUGUAUUGGCUAUUAUGUCUACUCAAGAAUUUCAGUUCCAAGAGCCAGAGCAAGAACAAGAUAAAUCAAACAAUCUAUUCUUCACUAAUUCAGAAAGAAAUGAAUUAAGUGAUAAUCCAUUAAGGAAAGAUUCUCCUAAAACAGUUCUUCCCAAUGCAAAUGUAAGCGGAGGAAGACCAGAUAGCAAAGCCUCAAAUUACUUUAUAGCCCUAGAUUCAACUAUUGAAAGUCUUCAGGAAAGAACACAGCAACUAAUUGAUAAGAUUAAUGAGAAUAGGAAGAAAGACCAUGUACUCAUGAACAACUUCAGGGAAAGUCUUCUGAUGAAGGUUUCAAGCUUGGCAGAAAAAUUGGAGGAAAGUGUAUUUCCUGUUUAUGACCAUAAUAACAAGCUUAUUCAGGAUAAGCUGCAAGAGCUUUCUGAGAUCAUGGAGAAGAUCAGACAGAUUGAAAAUGAACUCAAGCAGGUUUGUCAUACUGUGGAGAUGAUGUAUAAAGACCUGUGUGGUCAACCUGAGUUGUAAUCUCAUGGGGAAAAAAUAAAGGAGAAAGAAUACAGUAAAAAAGAAUAGAUAAAUACCUAAAUAGAUUUGUGUGUCAGUAAGUAGUAAUUUGGCUUCUUUGAAUUGCAAAAUGGCAUCCAAAUCUAUUCUGUUCAUAGGUAAAUUUAUUUUCAAGCACUCUUUUGUUUCUUCAUUACUCAUUUGCAAAUGAGUCACUUUCUAGUUCAUAAUCUCAAUAAAAUUAGUUAUAUUAA